CUAUAGUGAUGAAAAGUGAAAGCUUUUGGGGGUCUUUUAUCAUUAUUGUAUUAUUAAUCAAAGUAUUGAAAGUGCUACCCCCAAUAGAUAGAAAAAAAAGGAACAAGGGAGCUUUCGAGUAAGCGACAAAGAACGGCACUGUACGACUGUACAACACACGUGUGUCUGUGCAUUUUUUGCUCUUUAGAACGUAUUGUGGUAACCAUAAUGCGUUCCACGUGUCGCUUGCUGGAAAGCUCUCCAAAUCGUCACCAAUGCUUCCCAAAAUAAUUAUCAUCAACUGCGUUUUUUGAACGGCGUUCAAAAAGUGGUCAGGCUAUUAGUCUCACUGCAACAGACGUGUACCUAGCCAAAAAGCAACAGAAGAAAAUACGGUCUUGGCCACGUGCUCCACUUGUUUCGAUAGAAAUGGCCCUAUCCUCGAAAUCUGAAGCCCUCAAACAUGUACCUUGGUUUUCGCUGUCAGAAUGGCAUCGAGUCUACAAACAAAUAUAUUCCAAUGAUACUUUGGAACAAACAGCUGCUUAUGAAACACUCUUGGUAUGGAAAGCCAGAAUUCCAAAACUACCUGUAGGCGUAGAAUGUACUCUAUCGCUAAUCCAAGUAUGUUUGCGAGAUAGAGAAUGGAAAGAAAAAAUUGACGAGGCUAAAUUGCCAAUGUAUUAUGAAAGUGAUCUCCGCCUCAUGUAUUCCACAACGAUAAUGAGAUUUUUGAAUCAAAUCUCAAACAUCGGACACACAAAACAAACAUCCAUGUUUCAAAUUGCCAAACAAUUGGAAAUUCCUGAAUGGAUCGUCAAUCUAAGGCACGAUGCGGCUCAUGGACAUGAGUUACCAUCCCUAGGGUCACUGAGAAUGGCAGCAAAUAUAUUAUUGACAUGGCUACACGAAGAGUAUUGGUCGGCUGAAGCGAAAGCAAUGGAUCAAUGUUACAAAGAAUCAGCCAAAAAUAUUGAAGAUGAAAGCUCUUGCGAGUACCGAGCACUUGCUGUAUUCUUUGAACUCUGGAUUGCAAUUGGCCUUUAUGCAAAAGCAGAUUACAAAACUGUUAGAGAAUUACCUGAUACUGAUCUUUGCAAUACACUACUGAAUCUGUGCAAGGUUUUACCGGAAAGUCCACUGGAGAAGGAAAAUAUAUCUGGAACAACAAAGAACCAAGAUGACUAUCUACUGUCUGUUGCCCGAAAUCUUGUCUUCACGGAAAUAUCAACGCUACUGAACAGGAAUAAAUCUAUAAUGAAAAUGGAGGAAAUCAUCGUGAAGAUAUUGUUUGAUUGUGAGGCAUUUUUACCGGGUUCUGAGAUUACCAACAUUUUUCAGACGGAUGACGAAAAAAAAUUUCGCUCGGAUGGCAAAAAAACACACAAUUUACCGACAGAAAUGAUAGACUUUUGGCGAAAAUUCAUUCUACUGCUUCACGACAAAAAACUACUGGAUGGAUUGAUCUGGCGCUUGUUCGAUUUUGUGAAUUCACCGUACAACGAUACCAACAAACGUUUCGUUGCAUCGCUCUGGUUAAAAUCGAUUUUCCGUUCAUUGCUUAAGCUUCGAAUUAUUCAGGGCGUGAGCCAAUCGGUAGAACAUACGUUUGAUAAUAAACAAAAGGGAAUGUCCGGAAAACAAGGGAUGCAAAAAGUUCGUGAUAUUGUACAUAAGACCAAUCCGGCAUUGUCAAAUGCUAUGUGGCUCAAUGCGUCGUCCGACAUUCCAAUGUUUUUGAAAGAUAUCAAUUUUGCAACGGAGCUUCUUCUCAACCCAAAUAUGUAUUCAAAAGUAUUUAUCGAUCCAAUGCUUGAUCUUGUUACUCCAUCGCUCACUAAAAAGUGUAAAGAUAGUUUGCUCAAACUCGUAAAAAUAAUCACAACUACCGAUCGUCCUACGAAAAUCGACGUUAACGAAGAUACCGAUCGAAUUUACUGCGUCGAAGAUUUGAUUCAAAUUUGUGGGGAUAUCGGACCCACAGAACCACGAGCAAAUCGAGUUUUGCUAACAUCGAUCGAACCAGAAAUAGCUGAUCGAACGAUACGUACUGACGCUUGGGAAAUUGCAUCAGGUGACUACGAGUGGGCUUAUUGUUCCUUUGGAAUUUUACCCUGGCAAAUCGAUUCCGUGGAGACGCUAGAGCUCUCCGUUUCCCAUCAGUCUCGACCGAUUCUCAUAUCUAAAGAAUCCACAAUCCUGCCAGGAUUACUGGAUGAGAAAUUAUUGACGACUGAAAGUCGUGUCAAUUGGGAUCUUGUACUGAGAAAAAAAAAGAGAAUGAAGAGAAAACGCAGACAAGACGACUCUGAAAUCAUGAUAGAAAAGGCAAUUGAAGUCGUGAAAAAGCGACAAAAAUGAGUUUUCAUGAGAUUGUUCACUAUAAUUUAUUGCUGUUGAGCUUUCGAUUUAUAAUAAAAUAAGAGAAAAACAUUA
This is a messenger RNA of Venturia canescens, 2415 nucleotides long. RefSeq lists its product as uncharacterized. NCBI's taxonomy places the organism in Eukaryota, Metazoa, Arthropoda, Insecta, Hymenoptera, Ichneumonidae. Gene Ontology annotation, molecular function: endonuclease activity. The transcript has 6 exons. Gene Ontology annotation, cellular component: preribosome, large subunit precursor; Las1 complex. The coding region runs from base 409 to 2340 and encodes 643 amino acids. The record is from RefSeq and is a predicted model, not a curated record. Gene Ontology annotation, biological process: maturation of 5.8S rRNA; maturation of LSU-rRNA.